Molecule: messenger RNA, 3183 nt
Organism: Bombina bombina (fire-bellied toad)
Lineage: Eukaryota; Metazoa; Chordata; Amphibia; Anura; Bombinatoridae
Gene: IVNS1ABP
Product: influenza virus NS1A binding protein
Exons: 15
Coding region: 311-2239 (642 amino acids)
Molecular function (GO): protein binding
Source: RefSeq, a predicted model, not a curated record
GUCUACAGACUGCAGUCGUAUGUUGAUAUGGUGCAAACGAAUGACGUACUAGUAAGUUGUCUGCAGCCCAGACAAAUAAAGAAGGAUUUACAUUUCUGAUAUAAAGUCAACUAGACAGAAGGGGAGCAAAUGAAACCUGGAUUAUGAUCUUUGAAUGAUUUACCUACCCAUUUUUUUGCCUGAUAGUGAAAGUAUUUUAACCUUUUAUUUCCCCUUGAACCUGCUUUGAUGUGGUGCGAUUACCUUUAGCAUCUUGGUGGACAUUUGUCUGCAGUUAUUUAUUUGAUCCUUACAGAAAACAAGAGGAAACAUGGUUCCAAAUGGAUAUCUCAGUUUUGAGGACGAGCAAUUUAUUGAGUCCUCUGUUGCUAAACUCAAUGCAUUGCGGAAAAGUGGUCAAUUUUGUGACGUCAAACUUCAGGUUUGUGGCCAUGAGUUGCUGGCACAUAAAGCAGUUCUUGCUUGCUGCAGCCCUUUCUUGUUUGAAAUAUUUAACAAUGAUAACGAGACUCAUGGGAUUUCACAUGUAAAAUUUGAUGACUUGAACCCAGAAGCAGUGGAAGUCUUAUUAAAUUAUGCAUACACUUCACAGCUAAAAGCAGAAACAGACCUUGUAAGAGAUGUAUACUCUGCAGCUAAGAAGUUAAAGAUCGAUCGCGUAAAACAGGUUUGUGGAAAUUAUUUGCUCUCCAAGAUGGAUUCACAGAGCUGUAUAUCAUACCGUAAUUUUGUGAAUACCAUGGGUGACUGGCGUUUGUUGAAUAAAAUAGACGGUUACAUUCAGGAGCAUCUUCUGGAGAUCUCGGAACAGGAAGACUUUCUAAAACUCCCACGACUCAAGCUGGAAAUUAUGCUUGAGGACAACUUCUCCCUUCCCAAUAAUGGUAAAUUGUACACAAAGGUAAUCAACUGGGUCCAGAGAAGCAUAUGGGAAAACAGCGAAACAUUGGAAUCCCUAAUAGAAGAGGUACACACAUUAUACUAUUCUGCCGAGCACAAGCUGCUUGAUGGAAACAUUAAGAAUGGAAAUGAAGAGCCAUUGUCAAAUGCUGAAGACAAUGUUCAGUUGAUCCAGAAGAAAUCGCCACGUGAAAAUGAUCACAAGCACUUUUUCAAUACUUCCUCUGGACCUCUCUCACCUCCAAGCACCAUGACACUGGGCCCCAAGCAAGAAUGGAAGAUAAUUGCAUCAGAGAAGAAGACAAGUAAAACAUAUUUGUGUCUUGCUGUCUUAAACGGCACCCUCUGUGUAAUCUUUCUACAUGGACGUAACAGCCCCUCCAGCUCACCAUCUAGCACCCCUCGCUUGAUGAAAAGUUUGAGUCUUGAAAUGCAGCCUGAAGAUUCAGUCGAAAAAACAAUGUCUCCAAUGCACUAUGCCCGCUCUGGUUUGGGAACUGCAGAGUUAAAUGGCAAGCUCAUUGUUGCAGGUGGUUAUAACCGAGAAGAGUGUCUUCGUACAGUUGAGUGUUACGAUCCUUCCAGUGAUACUUGGACUUUUAUUUCCCCUAUGAAAACACCUAGGGCAAGAUUUCAAAUGGCUGUUCUGAUGGGUCAGCUGUUUGUUGUUGGGGGGUCAAAUGGUCAUUCUGACGAGCUGAGCUGUGGUGAAAAAUAUGAUCCCAGGUUAAAUGUGUGGACUCCAGUCCCUGAGUUGAAAACAAACCGUUGCAAUGCAGGUGUUUGUGCUGUUGGUGGGAAGCUUUACAUCAUAGGAGGCUCUGAUCCUUACGGACAGAAAGGCCUUAAAAAUUGUGAUGUGUUUGAUCCCUUAACUGGCACGUGGUCAAGCUGUGCAUCCCUAAAUAUCAGAAGACAUCAGCCUGCUGUGUGUGAUCUUGGAGGCCACAUAUAUAUAAUCGGUGGUGCUGAAUCCUGGAACUGUCUUAAUUCAGUAGAGCGUUACAACCCUGAAAAUGAUACAUGGACAUUAGUUGCGCCUAUGAAUGUGGCUCGUCGUGGAGCUGGAGUGGCUGUUUAUGAUGGAAAGCUGUUUGUCGGAGGUGGUUUUGAUGGCACUCAUGCUCUAAGCUGUGUGGAAUCGUAUGACCCUGUGAAGAACGAGUGGAAAAUGAUGGGUGGCAUGACAUCCUCUAGGAGCAAUGCUGGCGUUGUAGCUGUAGGGUGCCAUCUGUUUGCUGUUGGUGGUUUUGAUGGCAACGAGUUCUUGAAUACAGUUGAAACUUACAACCCAGAUUCAGAUGAUUGGAGCUCAUAUACCAAAACAUGCAAAUCCUAGCAAUUACUAAUUUGUAUGUAUUUCUAACUAUUCAGAGAUGAACACGGGAAGAGAAAAUAGUGAUUGUUGCACCAGCAACUUAUAUUUUUGCACAUUGCAUACUUUAAAAAAAUGUACAUAUUAUGUUUUAUUUUUGCUUGGGCAGAAAGAAGUUCUUUUUGGGAGGAUGGUGGAAUUCUGUGAGCUUAUACGCCAGCCCCCUCCCGUUUUGUGUGUGUAUAUAUUUAGGAUCGGUCAUUUUCUGCACUAACUUGUUGAAAGACUUAUUAAAGAGAAUUGCGAAGUGCUGGAUGUUUUUAGAUGGAUACCAAGUGGGUUUUUUAAUUUAAUUUUUUGGGGGGCAGGGUGGGAUAAUUGUGGGGGAGGGGGUCAAAAAGCCUUAACAUUUUUCAUUGAAAGUGCAGGUCUGCCAAAAGUUUUUGUUUUUUGUUGUGUUUUUUGCCUUUUUACCAUUUCAAUAAGCAGUGGCAAAUGUGCAAGAAAUGAUUGGCACAUCUAAGUUGAAUAUAUGUAUUUUUUCUUCAAGACCUCUUCAAUUUACAUACCUUGCUGCCAAUAAGCUUUUAAAUCUAAUGCUUGUAUGCAAAUUAAUUAUAAGCAUAUUCUAUACUGUUUCCAGUUUGGGUUUUCUCCUUUUUUUUUUUUUUCCUUGCUCUUUGUUGAAAGCAUUAAAUUAUUUUAGAAAGCAGUUACAUUUUAUCAUUUGCAAGGAUUUUGAGACGUUUUACACUCCUAUAAUAAACCAAAGUGUCUUGAAGUAGAGAACUAGAAACUUAGUAUCAGAAUAAUCUGAGUGUCUUUUUACAUUGUGUCUUAAGUCAGCAUUUUCUGUAUUUGUUGUAAAAUGAGUAAGAAACAAAAUUUAAAACAUCAAUAACUUGUUUGUUUUUUAUAUCACUACAAGUAUACAUAAUUCUUAAAUAAAAUUUGGCAUUUAAUAACAA